AUGGCUGAAUUCAAGCGUCAGGGCGGUGUUCUGAUUGGCCGCGAGGAGCGCUUCGACUUUUUCGAGGGCGAGCCGCGUUCCAUCGGUGGCCAAGUUGGCCAAGUCGGACAGACAGAGAAUACCACCACCGGUGGAGCUGCCGGCGACCGUAAGACUGCUAGCAGCGGUCCGCAGAGUGGUGUAGUCCAACAGACCCAGACUGCAGCUUCGCAACCCCAGGCUGCGCCGUCCUCACAGGAAGCACCAACUGCGGCACCGGCACCGACCCCAGCACCACAGAGCAGCCAGGCGGCACCUGAGCCUGCGGCAGCAUCCACAAGCGGACCUCUCGCACCGCCAUUCCCAGUUCCAGAACGCCGCUCGACCAUCCCACCUCAGGCACCUCAAGCAACUCAGCCAUCCCAGACUCAGGACUCCAAUAACAGUCAACAAGCUCCUGCUACCCAGGGCAGUAAGGCACCAAGCGCAGCACCAGCUCAGCCUGCAGCACCAGCACCUGUCCGCUGGAGUCUCCUCCCCAUGUCGGCGCACCCACAAGCACGUGGCAUGCAAGCCAUCCAUCCACCGCGUCCCUCGGUCGACCAGCAGAGGCAGCCUUCGACUUCGAGACCUGCCAACCCAGCGCCCGGAGCACCGAAGGGUCCAGCACAGCAGUGA
Molecule: messenger RNA, 657 nt
Organism: Saxophila tyrrhenica
Lineage: Eukaryota; Fungi; Ascomycota; Dothideomycetes; Mycosphaerellales; Extremaceae
Exons: 2
Coding region: 1-657 (218 amino acids)
Source: RefSeq, a predicted model, not a curated record